This is a messenger RNA of Oldenlandia corymbosa var. corymbosa, 1683 nucleotides long. The record is from the annotation of a GenBank genome assembly. Lineage: Eukaryota; Viridiplantae; Streptophyta; Magnoliopsida; Gentianales; Rubiaceae.
AUGGCGCGCGAAGAGGAGUACAGGACACCAAACAACAAUUUGUUGUAUGAACUCAGGAAGAAUCGUUUAGGAAUCGUGCAAGGGGAUAAUUCCUUGGUCAAAGAUCAUAGUAUGGUGAAGAGAGUUUGGGAAGAGUUUUCUCACUAUAGGUCUAUUUCAGAGGGUUGUUCUCCGGCUGCUGUUAAGGUUUUAAAGGCUAGGGAUGAGGAAGACAAGUUAAUUGACUUCCUUAUGGGUUUUAAUAGCAGUUAUGAGUCAAUGAAGGAUCGGAUCUUGCUGCUUGAGCCAUCUCCAACAGGUGGUUUAGGAAGUCAGGUUGAGAAUUUAGCCAUGUAUAGCAAAAACCAAAAUAUUCCAGGGAAAAGGAAUGGACAAGAAAAGGAUACACCCUUGGAGAUGGUUGACAAUGUGAGCAAUAACUGGAAUCCUGUGCCUGCUUCUCAGCCUGGUGGUCUUAACUGGAAUGCAAUGGCUCAGCAGCUGAACUUCUUGCAGCAGGAAUUCAACAAGUACAGCAAAGGGAAGCAACCACUUAAUCAAGAGUACAACCAGGUCAAUUUUGCCCAUAUCACUGAUUUUGCAGGUAGCAUUACUUAUUCAACUCUCGAUCAAUGUGUUGAACUCAAUGAUGAUUAUAGUUUCUUUGAUAGUGGAGCCACAGGGUAUUCAUUUGAUGCUGGGUAUAAUUCUUGUUUUGAGAGCACGUAUAUGAGUCCUAAGAUGUUGUCAUGUUUGGAGAGAAUUGAUAAAUUGCUGGAUGACAUCGAGAAGAAAAAUGCUUCAUAUUUCUCUCAAGAGGAUUGUUACCACUCAAAUGUAUCAGUAUAUCAACCACCACCUCCUCAACCCACUCUAAGAGAGUCAGCAGCUCGUCAACUUACUCUGAGAGAGCUAGCAGCUCGUCAACCUACUUUGAGAGAGCUAGCAGCCUUACAGUCAUCACCUUGUCAACCCACUUUGAGACAGUUAGCAUCUUCGUAUCAACAGCCACCUGCUCAACCUCAACUUAGUGUUAGAGAGGCAGCUCUUCGAGAUUGGCAAAGUGAAAAAGGUCAACAACUUAUCAAAGAAGUCAAUCAAUAUAGGUUGAGUGUGGGGUUGCCGGAAUAUGAUCCUAUAGGAAAUUUGCGUAAAUUGAAUAAGAAUGAGAAGAUUUCUGAAGAUGAUUCAUUGGUCCAGUCUCCCCAUCCACCCUCUCAAACUGAGCCUGAAUGUGAAGAAUUAGAAGAGACCGAAGAGAUUAACAGUCUAGAUAGUACAAGUUCUCCUGAUUCUUCUAGUAUAUACAUAGUAGUUAAGCAUGAUUCGCUCAUUCUGAGAGUUGGUGACAAGGAUGUAGAUCAAGUUGAUUUUGAUGAGAGUAACAUUCCUAUAGUUUCAAAAGAAGGGUUUCAAGUAGACAAAUGUGACGAGGUUGUCCAUAGUAUAAGAGAUAGUGAGGAUGAUAUGAAAAAUAGUUCAAUGAAAGACCAAGAAGAGGAUCAAUGGUACAAGAUUGAAUUUGAGAAAGAGGAUGUUGUAGUGUUGGAGUAUAAGUUUAUAUUUUCUCAUGGAAAGGAGAACAACUUCAAGAGAUUCAUUGUUGCUGCUGAAUAUGGUUUCUUCUGGUAUCGAGAUGGGUUUGUUGGAAGGGCGAAACUCUUGUGUCCAGUGGUGCUGAAAAUGAAACAUCCAAAAUUCUGA